UUUUGUGAGGGCGUUUUGAAAGAAUGUUUUAAAACUAAAUUAGAACGAGGAACGUGGAAACUUAAUAUGCAGUUUAUGAGCGUUAUGAGACCCUGUCUAUGUUGCAAAUUAAUGAAUUGAUACUGACAGUUAUUGGUAACAAUAUCUCACUGAUCAAGCCUGUAACUUUCGACUAGAUACAGCAACAAACUGGGGAAAAGCAAUUGAACAUAAAAGUGCUCCUACACUCAACCAGGAGUACUUUGCUCCAACAAAGCAAGAAACCCGUGUUCCUACUCUUUUUUUAUUGAUGUAUGUUCCCCCAGUACACACAACUAACCCGUUAGCCUAUUGAAACAUGUUUUCACAACGAACGACACACUCUCCUUCUCAUUCAUCUUCAUCGUUUCCGGCAAACACCUUUCAUCCUCUCGAGCUAUGUUCUCAUUAUUCUCUUUUUCCUUUUUGAUGCUUCCACACCAACGACAUUGAAGACGAAUACGGAAAACAACGAGGAAAUUCUCAACACAACUGAUACUCUGCAUUGUUUUGGUUUUCUACCGGUUAAAAUUGGUUCUUUUAGACUAUCUUCUCCUUUUAUAAGGCUUUAAAGCUAUUUUUCUUUACCUUCGACAAAACGUAAUGCUAUCAAUUGUGAAAGAAAAAACGUUGUCUGCAUUGAGUUUCGUGGGAAACACUUCUCUUUUUGCGACUAUUCCAACGCUCUCUCUGAAGAACUUUGCCGAGAGUUUCCGUCUUGCUUGGACAGGGUACUCUGUCCAACAGCAGUUUCAAGCCCAAAACUUACGCUUCUUUGAGCAAAUGCUGAGUGAUGCUGAUGCUAGUACGGCCGUCAUGUUAGAAACGCAGUGUCAGCAAUUGCUUGAAGGUUUCUCAACAGAGGAUGCUAUCCAACGUUUGCGUCAAAAUAAAUUGCAGAAAGGUUCAGCUGAGGAUAAAAUUGAACUUUGGAAUGAACUGAAGGUUACGUGUCUUGCGCGGGUCCUCUGUCAGUUUGGAAUACUGGUUCGGACAUUCUUGAUUAAUACCAUUGCCUUCAGCAUUCUUGCUAGAAAAAAGCAGCAACUAACGUUGCUGGAGAUGGAAAGCCAGAAGCCGCUUGCUCCAUUUGGUGUCGAUGAAUCAACUAGCAAUUCGUCCUUCCAUGAUGAAAAUGAAAAACUCUUCAUCGGCUACUUGCUUACCGUGCUGGAUGAGACUUUUCCUGGAGACAUGCAACACGCGAUAGAAUGUGUAAAGACUUCCUUCGAGUCCACUCACCCGACAGACAUCGUUACCAAACAACACAUAGCCUCUCUUCUACAAACGGCAUUCCAGAACUGGAUUGAGGCUACUAGACUUUCUUUUCACGAGUUGCGCAAGCUCUUUUUUGCAGAUGUACAAGCGGAUGUUGUACUCACAGGAUCAUUAGUAGCAUGCAUGGAUGAGUUUGAAGAUGUUUGGGAACUUGCCGAAUUAGAAGUUUGCAUGAGUCACUGUUUCAACCAACUCAUUCCAAUUUUCCUCGAACAAUUGAGCAUUCCUAAAGAGGGCCAGCGUCUCGCCAAAACACUUGCAGCCACCACAAAGGUUUUUCGUGAUUUUGAUGAAACGAGCGUGAAGGAAUUUGUGCAGCGUCUCGCAUGCAUGUCUGAGCGGGCAAAACUCGCCGCUGUCCUGUAUACAAAUUAUGACGAUGAUGAAGACAGUGUACUAUAAGCUUAAAAAAGUGAUUACAUAAAAUGAAAGGAAGGGAGAAAAUAAGAAAAGCCUAACUGUUGAAAAUUCUACUGUACAGCAGACUGUGACGACCUUGCCACAAGUCCAAAGGAGCCCAUGUUUGAGCAGUGUCCUCAAGCUCUAGUUCAAGCGACUGCUGUACAGCAGUUUUGAGAAGCGCUUGUGUUUGUGCAUGCAUAAGAGCUGUGACGAACUGGAACGAGCUCAGCACAUCCAUCCGCACGGCAGCCGAACAAAUCGACUUGACGUGUCCCAGCAAAAACAGGUAACAGCAUCGUUCGAGAGACAAUCCAAGUGCUCGACACGUCACCCCCCAGACCACAGGGAAGUGACCCUGCACCUUUCCUUCAUGACACAUUUCCACAUACUCGGAGAGUACUUUGGCGACUUCCGUAUCCUUAUGCAUGAAAGCCAGAGAUUUCGUCCAAAUGCCCAGUAACGCUUUUCCCUGGGUGACGGAAGUGCGUUGGCUAAUUACACACGUUUGUGUGCUUUCGAAAAAAUCAUCAAUUUCCUCAUAAGAUGUCGGACUCGUCCAACCAGCUUUUACUGAAGGCAUGUUUGUGUGAACAAGGGAAGCUAAGGACUGGCAUAAAAACGUGAAGACGGCUUCCCUGUUCCGUUUUGGCUGGUGGGAUAGAUACGAUUCCAAACCAUAGGAGAAAGAAAACGACGACAACGGGAAUGCUGCGUCCGUUAAAAUGAAAGACAUGUGUUCUUCCGAAUUAAUGGGCAUGCUGCAAAAAACUCUAAAACUUCUAAAACAGGAACAAACGAAUAAAGAACUGUACGAACACUCGUAUCGAGAGAAUAAUGCAGGUAUUAGUGGUUUUUUCCGCGGGUUUCCUCUAUUUCUCUGCGUUAAACAACAGAAACCACACAAGCACCUUCUAAUUUCACGAAUCGAUCUUCUAUAUCACAACUUGUCUCUUACAAACGUUUCUCACCUCCACCAACUUGGAAGCCCAGACUUCUCAAUUUGGCCUGUUCACCGUUGGUCGGUUUCUUGGUGGUGUAUUUUUGGUGGUGAGUUUUCUCCGUGCGGGGUAUGCGGGCUUACUCAAAUUCGGUGAUACUCUCGGUCUGGCGAUGUGGGGAAAAUGUGGAGAAGAUGACAUCAAGUCAUAAUUUGAGGCUAGUGCCACCGGAUGACAAGUGAACAGAAUUGAAUUGUGACAUCUGACAUCGUGUUAUGGCGCAUUGAUCAGCACCUGCAUGGCCUACUGAAUAAAAGCGACAUCUUUUCCGAUAUAACUGUUAUCCAAAUAUCCACGCUUUCAUCUUCCCUUCGGAGCGGUUGCCCGAUACAACCCGCAUGUUCAUUCCCUCACGGACGGACAUGCUCAUCUCUGUGUCUCUGAAUACGUCUUCGAGUGUAACCAUGAUGACAGAAUGAAGGAACGUUACGUGGCGUUUCCCACUCGACACUUUUAAGGAAUUCCAUACGAGUUUGGUGACGUAUCUAUGGCUCUAAUGGUAUAUAUAUAAAAGUGAAAAUCUGACUGUAACCCAACAUAUUGUACACUACCCAUUACGCAAUUCAUUCCAUCAUUCUUAUUGGAUCAGUGAGU
Schizosaccharomyces japonicus yFS275 is the source of this 3290-nucleotide messenger RNA. RefSeq names its product peroxin-3 peroxisome import protein. Lineage: Eukaryota; Fungi; Ascomycota; Schizosaccharomycetes; Schizosaccharomycetales; Schizosaccharomycetaceae. Gene Ontology annotation, cellular component: peroxisomal membrane; peroxisome. The transcript is spliced from 2 exons. The coding region runs from base 622 to 1698 and encodes 358 amino acids. Gene Ontology annotation, biological process: peroxisome organization. The record is from RefSeq and is a predicted model, not a curated record.